GCUCAAGUCCGUUGCCGCUUGGGCUCAGACCGUCAGUGCUAAAUUCCCCUCGCUCGCCGCUCUGUUGCCCUUCACCCCAGAUCCUGCUGGGCUCUCAUGGAAAACAGCGGCGUGACGUUCGGAGUGCACGACUUCCGGCAGCAGGGGCGCACGCGCGAGGAGUACCACGGCCUGCUCUCGUCCCAGGCGGGCGACACGCGGAACCGGAUCUUCAACGUAGACUCCGGCACGAGCACUUUCAACAUGAACUCGCGCGCACGGAGCCUCGGGCUCCCAGGUGCACACCCAAAGGGCGAGUACUCGCGGACAAGGUCCUUUGCGUCAUCGAGCUUGCCAACGGAGACUGCUUGGCCGAAGAGCUGCGCUGGAGGCUUCUGCUUCGAGUGGCAGGGCUCCUAUGACGACGCGGAGCGGCACCGGAGGGCCGAAGGCCUGGGCAGGAACAUCGUUGGCCACGUGACCAUCAAGGACGGCAGGGUGUACCAGGGCACGCGGGCCAGCUUCUCGCGGCUCGCCUGGAAAGAGUCGGGCCCCGGGGCGCGCGCGCCCGCGCAGCCCAAGAAGGCGUAGCACGGCGAGCGCACUGAGCUGCCGGCGCUGCGAAGCAGCGGCCGGCAGCCGUCCGGGGGGUUGAGCGGAGGUCACCGUCCAGGGGUUUGCGAAUGGAUACCCUUUAGUCACGAGCUUUGGCCAGGAAGGCCUUGCGCGAAGAGGAAGGCCGAGGCCUGUUGGCGCCCGUGCGCCGCGGCCUUGCGGCGGCCAGGGCGUCACUGCGGGACCCGCGGAUCGCUCUGCGGUGUGCGGGGCUCGCCCCCCCCCGAA
Molecule: messenger RNA, 822 nt
Organism: Prorocentrum cordatum
Lineage: Eukaryota; Dinophyceae; Prorocentrales; Prorocentraceae
Source: the annotation of a GenBank genome assembly